Striga asiatica is the source of this 561-nucleotide messenger RNA. NCBI's taxonomy places the organism in Eukaryota, Viridiplantae, Streptophyta, Magnoliopsida, Lamiales, Orobanchaceae. The record is from the annotation of a GenBank genome assembly.
AUGGGGAACGCCGCCACCCAUGGCCCCUCCGCCGCCGCCCGCGGCAAGGUCAUCCUGUCAAACGGCGACGUUUUCACGUACGACCGGCCAAUCACAGCCGCGGAGCUCAUGCUCGAACACCCGCAGGAACUGGUCGUCGAAUUCCCCGCGGUCGCGGCCGGAAAGAGGCCGGCGCCGCUGCCGGCGGAUCAGAAACUGGAUCCGAGAAAAACCUACCUAAUGAUCCCUAAAAGGAGAGGCAGAUCGGCGCCAUUGUUAUCGUCCGAUGAAGCUCGAGAGCUCUUGGGGAAGACGAAUUUCGCUCUGAAAUCGAAGGCGCUUUUGGCUUACACGGGGUUCGUGCCGCUGUUCGUGAGGAUUUGCCCUGCCGGCGGGGUGAAGAACGGCGCCGUUUUGAAUGUGGGAAGGGAGGACGAGGGUAAAAUCGACUAUUUCAAGGAGAUUUUGGAAGGGAGGCCCGAGUUUCUGAGCAGGCAGGUUUCGGGUAAGGGUUGGAAGCCCAGUUUGGAUCCGAUUACAGAAAAGGCUAUUAAUGCCAAAGUCCGUCACUGGAUGUUUUAA